AUGAAUCGAGAAGAGCAUGAGGCUCAUUUAAGGAAAGUUUUGAAGAUUUUAAGAGAGAAUAAGUUGUAUGCCAUGUUUUCAAAAUGUGAAUUUUGGUUGGAAAAAGUAGCAUUUUGGGGGCAUGUAGUUACAAAGGAUGGAGUAGCGGUAGAUCCCUCAAAGGUUCAAGCAUGUGAAACGACAUUUCAAGAGUUGAAAUCAAGUCCUACUUCUGCUCCUGUGCUAACUUUACCGAAUGAAAGUGGAGAAUAUGAAGUUUAUACAGACGCAUCUAAGAAUGGACUAGGUUGUGUGUUGAUGAAAUAUGGGAAAGUGGUAGCAUGUGCUUCACGACAACUUAAGCCGCAUGAGAAGAAUUACCCGACACAUGACUUAGAGUUGGGGGCUAUAGUCUUGCAUUGA
Amaranthus tricolor (Joseph's coat) is the source of this 402-nucleotide messenger RNA. RefSeq lists its product as uncharacterized. Bases 1 to 402 code for a protein of 133 amino acids. The record is from RefSeq and is a predicted model, not a curated record. The transcript has 2 exons. NCBI's taxonomy places the organism in Eukaryota, Viridiplantae, Streptophyta, Magnoliopsida, Caryophyllales, Amaranthaceae.